AGUGCAACCGCGGACCGCGUGCUGCAGCGAGCGGCCAGCGCGCGGUGCAGUGGCGACGACAGGAGCGCACCUGUGUCUGUGUUCGGGUGUUCAGGGGUGACGUGAGGCUCAAUACUCCGUGCAGUGAGUGUCGCGUGUGCAGCCGUGUGAUAAUUUCCUGGACAGCACGCGAGGUGUCCAUAGCAAGGACAGGGGAAACAAUGCGGCGAAUGUGAUGAUGGUUCUCAAAAGUUUGCCGAUAUAAUAGGUAUAGUGAGUGAGCAUGGGCAGUGCAAGCCACCUGCGUUUCUCACUAACGGAAAGCCACACAUGAAGACCCUCCUCUGGAAAGUGUGAUGAAGUCAACGACGACCGGUAUGUCUUCGUCGCAACAGGCGAUGCGGUGACGCUUUAGAGGUGCGGCGUGUGACAAUCGCUGGGCGACUGCCACCGUGCUGGGCUCUACCGUUGAGCGACAGUCAGUCGCCGCGUUACGCGACAAUCGCUGGGCGACUGCCACCGUGCGACAGUCGCCGCGCUGCGCGGCAAUCGCUGGGCGACAGUCGCUGCGCGACAGUUCCGCCGCGCUGGGCGACAGUUUCGCCGUGCUGGGCGAUAGUCGCCGCUGCCGCGCGACAGUCGCCGUGCGACUACGGCCGCGCCGCGCGACAGCCGGUGGGUGCUCACGAAUCAGCUUCGCGGGCCCGUAUCCACCAGAUCAAUUCUGCUAUCUAAUCAGAGUGCGGCUGGCGGCCGGGUGCCGGCGGCCGGAUGGCGCUGCCCCCAGCUUAGGUCGAUGUGGGCCAGUGUAGUCAGGUCGCCCGUGGAGUCCCCAGUGUCGGUUGACAGCCAGGACUGUGUGGGGAGAACUGAAAGCCGGGUUACGGGUCAGAAGACAGGGAGUGUGCAUAAUGAGAAAUAGGUGUUAGUGACGGGCUCGAUUAGCUAAUCUAUACGUGAUUUGGCCGUAUGCUCAGUGAUCAGCUUUACGAGCAUUCGCUAAGUUGAGCGAUCAAAGUGAAAGACGCACUGCUGAUCGAAAGCGUUCCAAAUGAAGGCAGUGAAGCGCUUGACAACACUGUGUGGAGUGAGAAACUGAACCGUGUUCGUUGCGUCAGCAUAACUUCCAAUUUAUGGCCAUAUGUGUGAAUUAAUUAAAGCGAACUGAAAGCGGGCUAGGGACAUCUGCAAUAGCAACAUUCGAAUUACUUCUGUGGACCAGUGCUGCCAACACAACCCCGUGGCAUUUCAUUGGAAACUUCCUUUUAGCGCUCCCCCAGAGCAGGUUGGUGGCUGAGAGGAGGUCUCGGGAGCGCACUGACCCGCCGGCCACCAUGGAGCUCAACUUCGUCACCCAGCGCGUGAUGGCGCUCUGCUUCCCGCCGGGAGUAGACACUGACACGUACCGCGCCAACCUGCGGGAGGUCGCGCAGAUGCUGCACAACAAGCACGGCCACAACUACAUGAUCUUCAACCUGUCGGAGCGGCGUCAGGAGCUCUCUGAGCUCAACCGACGAGUAUCCGAGUUCGGUUGGCCCGAGACGCUGGCACCGCCGCUCGACAGGCUCUGCUCCAUCUGUAAAUCCAUCGACAACUGGACCUCGGACGACCCCCACAACGUGGCGGUGCUGCACUCGCGCGGCGCCGACGGCAGUAGGGACAGCGGCGGCUGGGACCGGAUCGGCGUGGUGGUCAGCGCGUACAUCCACUACUCCAACAUCUGCAGUCCCGACCAGGCGCUCGACAGGUUCGCCAUGAAGAAGUUCUUCGACGACAAGAUCCGACGGCUGGACCACCCGAGCCAAAAACGGUACGUCAACUACUUCGCUGGCCUGCUGUCGGGUCGGAUCCAAAUCAACAGCGCACCACUGAGCCUGCACCACCUGGUGCUGGUGGGCGCGCCUCAGCUACGGCCAGGCGGCGGAUGUAGGGUGUUCGUGCGCCUGUACCAGGGAAUGGUGCCCCUCUGGACGUCAGGGGUGUACACGGUGGACGACCGCGCCAAGUACACCGUCAUCAGUCCUGAGGUGGUGCUCCAGCUGCGGGGUGACAUCCUCAUCAAGUGCUACCACUGCGAGUCGCCCUCCGAGCGACAGGUGGUCUUCAGGGUGCAGUUCCACACGUGUGCCGUCUCCGACGACGUCCUCAGCUUCCCCCGACAGGAUCUGGACGACCCCUGCGACGACAUGCGGUUCCCGCUGGACGGUGGCGUGGAGCUGCACUUCUCCCCCACCAGCCUGGGUCAGGACCAGGUGGCGGCGCCGGUACAUCUGGACCGCACCCCGGACCCGGUCCAGCGGUGGGACAGCUACGGCGAGCUCCGGACGGGACCCGCCGACCUGCCAGACGCGGCCGAGCCGCCGGCGCACACGGAGGGCCCGCUGGACGGCUCACUCUACGCCACCGUCGCCAAGAAGCCCGUCAGUCCGAGGAGUGCCGCCGCAGCCGCCGCCGCCGACAGCCAUGAACUGCACACUGUGUCUAUGGACUCUGGUAUCUCGAGUGGAGGCAGAGAGAGACUAAGUGGCGGCAGCAGUCACUCGCCGUCAGGCCCGCACUCGGCCGGUUCGGCGCGCUCGGCGCCCUGUGAUAGCAGUCCGUUGGUGAGUGCCGAUACCUCCGCCGCCGCGCGCCUCUGUCGGUCCUCAGUGGAAGCGCCACCGCCGCCGCGAGUGACCAAACAGCCGUCUGUGGACGCUACCCAGCUGGACGAGCUGCUCAGUGGACUGUUGGAGAACUGCUCCAACAUACCGGACUUGCGCCCGUGCCAGACGCCCGCGCCCGAUUUAGACACGAUUCAGACGCCGACGUUCGCGUCGGCGCCGGUGGCCAGUGUCAGUGAGCAGCGCGCGACGUCGCGAGGACGGACGGUGAGCUCCAGAGACGCGGACACGAGUGUGAGCUCCGGGUACGGUUCGCAGCAGCAGUCGCCACCCAACCCGCCCCCGCACGCAGUAGACAUGGUGCACUACAACGGCUACAAGUCCGACUCGGCGUUUUCUGAGUCGUUCAGUGCCAAAGCCGAGGAGGAGAUUCCGUACCACGCGCGUGCGGACAGCAAGCCGUUUUCGUACGCCAACUUUGCAUCCUCGUCCCGCCGCAGUCCAAGCCCGUCCGCCGAGCCGCCGCGCCGCUCAGAGAGCGCCAGUCGAGAGACGACUCGGGCCGCGCUCGAGUCGCCACGACUCGUCCGCAAACUGCUCGGCGGCGGAGGCUCGAGUGGUGGCUCGAAUGGUAUCUCGAGCGGGAUCUCGAGCGGCGUCUCGAGCGCGCCCUCGCAGCCGGCCGGCCGGAAGGCGCCGCCGUCUCCGAGUCUGCCUCGUAAGACCUACACCAACGGCUCCACGUCGAGGAGCACGGUGACCGAGUCGUUCUCGAAGACGACGAAUGGUAGCGGGGUCAGCGUUGGCCUCACCAGGCCAACUGCGAAGGCCACUGACACGCUCCAGUCUCACCGCAGCUUCGCGUCGGACAGCGCGCCGUCCCACCGCAGCUACAACACGGACACGAUGAAAUCCUACAACACUGACACCAUCAAGUCGUACAACACCGACACGCUGCGCAGUAACGCCUCCUUCAAUACAGAUACCUUCAAGUCAAACCGCUCCUACGACUGGGAGAGUUCCAUCCGGUCCAAGACCUCACCAGCUCCGGCGCCCGCCCCCGCGCCCGCUCCCGCUCCCGCUCCCGCCGCGUCCCGCGCUGUGGAACCGUUCCGUCGCGCGCCUCCGCCCGCACCACGCGACAUCGACAUCAACCUCAACGACCCCAACGCCAAGGUGGUCACCACCUACGACCAGAACACCAACUCGAUGACGACUGUGUCGACCCAGUCGUUCGACGUUCCGAGCAGCCCCAACCCGACGCGUCGGAUCGUCGAGACGACCAAACGCUACAUGGUCGACGACGACGAGCGCAGCGGUCAGACGGGCGUCACCAAGAUGGAGGAGACCAUCCGAGAGUUCGUCAUCGAGGACCUGCCGGACGGACCUGGUUCGGCCGGCAACAUCACCUGGCUACAGAAGCAGCAGCAGAAGCUGCGGGAUCGGCAACAGGCGCGCAUCAGGAGUGAGCGUGAGCCGAAGGAGGCGCGUGUUCUGCACGAGCUGCGUCAGCGGCAGGGCGGUCUAGAGGACGGUUACACGUCGGACACCACCCUCUGGACGGACACCUCGCGUGAGACGAGUCCGGCGCACAUGGCGCCGCUGCACGUCAACACGAGCGGCGUCAAGACGGGCAGCUCUGCGCCGGUAUCGCCGCAGCUGGCCGCGCGCAGUGUCAGCCGCGAACGGAGCACGGCGAGCUCCUUUAGGAGUAACCAGUACGGGAGCGUGCAGCGGCCACUGGCCAGGCACCGCUCCGAGACCGCCUACGACCGACAGAGACCCCACGUGCAGGUGCUCAGGGGCGAUCAGAGAAAAAUCAGCGACUCUGACCUGACGCACCUAACGAAGACGACUCAGUACAGCCAGUACUCCUCCACCCCCGUUCGCGAUCGAGAAGGUCUUCUCACCACCGUGAAUGGCCAAAGUGGUGUGAGGGACCCAUCUGAGCCGAGACCGGAGACGCCGGCGUUCCCGAACCCGCCGAGAACGCCCUACCAGGACCAGUCGCAGACGCUGCCGCCCAAGAGCCCCACCAGCCAGCGGGAGCGCUCGCCGUCGCCCGGAGUGCACCAGGUGCACUUUGAGCAGUCGGCCGCGCUCGAGUCGUCGCCGCCGGGCGGCCUUGGUCGCAGUCGCCAGUCGUCGGUCAGCUCCGACACGGAGGUCAUCUCGGCUCAUCCGACCUUCGUGCGCGACAACAGCCGAUGGUGGUACAAGCCGUCCAUCAGCAGAGAACAGGCCAUCUCCCUUCUGCGGGACAAGGCGCCUGGCUCUUUCAUCAUCCGCGACUCCAACUCGUUCCCGGGCGCGUUCGGUCUGGCGCUCAAGGUAGAGUCUCCGCCCGCCAGCGCGCCCUCGCGCGGCGGCGACCCUGCUAGCGAGCUGGUGCGACACUUCCUCAUCGAAACCACCAACAAGGGCGUGCGCCUGAAGGGAUGUCCGAACGAGCCGACGUUUGGCUCGCUCUCGGCGCUGGUGUACCAGCACAGCAUCACCCAGCUGGACCUGCCGUGCAAGCUGACACUGCCGGAGGCGGACCUGGGCAUGGAGGACGCUGUGGACUCGGCACCGGCGGCGGCGCAGCAGAAACACCGCGCGCUCCUCGACACCGGCGCUGCCUGCAGCGUUCUGUACCUCUGGUCGUGCGACACGGAGGCACUGACGGGCCCGCAGGCAGUGCGCCGAGCCACCACCGAGCUGCUGAAGAAGCAGCCGCUGCCCGAGGGCGUCGUGGUGCACUUCAAGGUCUCCCACCAGGGCAUCACGCUCACCGACAGCCUCCGCAAACAGUUCUUCAGGCGGCACUACAACACGGCCCUGGUGUCCCACUGCAGUCUGGAUCCGGAGGACCGGCGCUGGACCCAGCGCGGUGACGACGGACACCCCGUGGGAUCCCUGCGGAUAUUCGGGUUCGUGGCCAAGAAGGGUCCGUCCAGUGGCAACAACCAGUGCCACUUGUUCGCCGAGUACGACGCCGACCAGCCGGCCUCCGCCAUCGUCAACUUCGUCACCAACGUCAUGAUGGCCGGCUCGUACGGCGGCGCGCGUAACAUGCUGUGACGUCAUCGGUGGACUGAUGACGCAACUGGAGGCGCCGUGCCAUCGUGCGAUCCGCGGUAACACGCAAUGUGCGCCCAAAGAAACGGGAUGAAAUUGGAAACUGGGUGAGAAAGAGUGGAGAGUGAGAGUUUGUGUGUGUGAGAGAGGAGAGAGAGAGAGAGAGAGAGAGAGAGAGAGAGAGAGAGAGAGAGAGAGAGAGAGAGAGAGAGAGAGAGAGAGAGAGAGAGAGAGAGAGAGAGAGAGAGAGAGAGAGAGAGCCUGCGCCGUGUCGCGCUCUGGAGCUUGUCUGCGCGCGGGCCACUCGCCGGCCCGAUCGUCCUUGUUGCCAUACGCCAUCACAGGUAGCUGUAUUUAAUGGAUAGUGCCACGUAGAGCUCGAGGCGGCCGGCGGGCGGCACAAAGACAGGGCGAGGCCGGCCGUCGGCGCGCGUAAUUCACUAAUGGCGCGCCUGCGCAGGCCGCCGGCCCACUCAUAGUUUUCUACUGACUGCCCGGGCCGUCGGGGGCGCCGCCGCCGUCCCGCCCCGUGUACAUAGGCUCUUCAUGUGAUGAGGCGGUCCGCGGCCGAAACUGCGGACUGAGAGUGAGUGAAGAAUGUGCUCGCUAACCUGCCUAUAUUGUGCUGCGCCCUCUACUGGCGUCGGAAUAAACCAACUAGCGCCUA
Molecule: messenger RNA, 6309 nt
Organism: Amphibalanus amphitrite
Lineage: Eukaryota; Metazoa; Arthropoda; Thecostraca; Balanomorpha; Balanidae
Product: tensin-1-like
Exons: 18
Coding region: 1314-5645 (1443 amino acids)
Molecular function (GO): protein binding
Source: RefSeq, a predicted model, not a curated record